CGUUGAUCCGGUGCUGCAGUGAGGAGGUGGUUCUCGCCUGUGGUGUGUGUGUGUGUGUGUGAGUGAGUGAGAGAGUGAGUGAGUGAGUGUGUGUGGGGGGGGACUCGGCUUGUUGUUGUCGGUGACUUCCCCCUCCCCUCCGCCCCUCCCCCUCCCCGCCGCCGCUGCAGUGGCCGCUCCCUGGGCCGUAGGAAAUGAGCGACAACGAUGACAUCGAGGUGGAGAGCGACGAAGAGCAACCGAGGUUUCAAUCUGCGGCUGACAAACGGGCUCAUCAUAAUGCACUGGAACGAAAACGUAGGGACCACAUCAAAGACAGCUUUCACAGUUUGCGGGACUCAGUCCCAUCACUCCAAGGAGAGAAGGCAUCCCGGGCCCAAAUCCUAGACAAAGCCACAGAGUAUAUCCAGUAUAUGAGAAGGAAAAACCACACACACCAGCAGGAUAUCGACGACCUCAAGCGGCAGAAUGCUCUUCUGGAGCAGCAAGUCCGUGCACUGGAGAAGGCGAGGUCAAGUGCCCAACUGCAGACCAACUACCCCUCCUCAGACAACAGCCUCUACACCAACGCCAAGGGCAGCACCAUCUCUGCCUUUGAUGGGGGCUCAGACUCCAGCUCAGAGUCAGAGCCUGAAGAGCCCCAGAGCAGGAAGAAACUCCGGAUGGAGGCCAGCUAAGCCACGCGGGGCAGGCCAGCAAUAAAAACUGUCUCCUCCGACGUCUCCUCCUCCUUUCAGUUCAUCGUUAGACCCCUCAGAACCAUUUAAGAGACUCUUUAUUUUUCUCUUUCUCUCUUUUUUUUUUUUUUUUUUUUUUUUUUUUUUUUUUUUUUUUUUUUUUUUUUUUUUUAAAAUUUAUUUUUACGUAGAAGCUCUUGGACAACAGUUCUCAUUCUCCUUCCCCAUUUCCACUAUUUUUUUUUUUUUUUUUUAACGUGUUCCCUUCAGGGAUUCCCUGUCCCCACCAGGAACUUUUAAACCAAAACACCCCAACUUGGCAGCUUUUUUCUGUGGAGGACAGACGGCCAGCCGGACCUCUGAGCACAUGGUGUCCUACCCACCCACCAGCUCCUCCAGCCCUGCCGGGCACUGCCUGGAGGACGCCUGCCCCGCCCAGGCCUCUCCUCCCGGGACACCCUCACCUCUGUUUGAUAGACUUUGUGAAUCUGUGAACUGCUCUACUUUGAGAAGAUGACCAGUUUGGAGUAAUCAGAAUUACCCCCACUCCUUUCUAAAGAAUUUUUUUUUCCUAAAAAGCUAUAUUUAUCACUCCUGUUGAAAGGCCAGAUCCUUGAAGAAGUUUGUGGUAUAAAAGGAAAGUGGGGACAGAUUUGCAACACAGAGUCCUUGGCAUGUUUCACUCCUGCUUCUCUCAGCCGGCUGUUUAAGCCCGCAGUGCCAGCCUUACAGAAGGCCGUGUGACACUCCUAUGGUAUGUACAGGAGAUAGCAGCAGUGAAGCGGCAGCAUCCAGGGAGUGGUGGGGGUGCUUGCCUGGGGUUAGGGCAGGGAGGGAGGAUCGGAUGGGGUAGAGGUUUUGUAUUGUGGGCCAGUGAUGAUGUUUUGAUAUUUAUUUCCUGCUACUGAAAUUUGAUUCUGAGUGAAUUGUCCCUAUUUCUGAUGAUGUUGAUAUUGCAAAGCAACAGAUUCAUAAAGUAAUGAUCAGAUCUUUCUUCCUUUCCAUGUGUAUUUCUAAGAAAUAGAGCCAACUCAUUUUGUAUGUAAAUACCAAGAGCGAUUUACCUGGUACUAAACCCGCACCCCAGUGCGGACCCUUCCCCACCUUGCCCCACUGCCUUUCCUAUUGUCCUGGAACCUGUCUCCAUUGUGUGAUCCAGCCCUGGUUCUGGCUGCGGUCAACAGAUCCCAGUGAAGGGUUUUGUGUGUUUCGGCCUCAUUUCUUUGUCUUUUUCCUACUUCGUUCCCAGCAUUUGCUGAUUUCUAGUGUAUACUCUGUAGUCUCAGUCUGUGUUUGAUUCCAUUCCAUGGAAAUAAAAAGUAUGUUGUACAUACUGCUGAAGAAUUGUCUUGCAAGUUAAGGCUUCCCCCUUUACUAUAAGACUAUAAAUAAAAACUUAUUUUAUCCUU
Messenger RNA from Galeopterus variegatus (Sunda flying lemur), 2086 nucleotides. RefSeq names its product MYC associated factor X (gene MAX). Gene Ontology annotation, cellular component: RNA polymerase II transcription regulator complex. The record is from RefSeq and is a predicted model, not a curated record. The transcript is spliced from 5 exons. Lineage: Eukaryota; Metazoa; Chordata; Mammalia; Dermoptera; Cynocephalidae. Gene Ontology annotation, molecular function: protein dimerization activity; DNA-binding transcription factor activity. The coding region runs from base 195 to 677 and encodes 160 amino acids. Gene Ontology annotation, biological process: positive regulation of transcription by RNA polymerase II.